Molecule: messenger RNA, 1266 nt
Organism: Glarea lozoyensis ATCC 20868
Lineage: Eukaryota; Fungi; Ascomycota; Leotiomycetes; Helotiales; Helotiaceae
Exons: 4
Coding region: 1-1266 (421 amino acids)
Source: RefSeq, a predicted model, not a curated record
AUGGCUGCGCAAGACUCCAAAACGAAUGGAUCCUCGACUGAAACCAUAAAGCAAAGCCGACAUUCUACUCCGAAAUAUCCGUCAUGUACCCAUUUGACAAUGACACGUCUGUACACAACAGAGUUUCGAUGCUCGGUCUGUUGUAAUCCAGGGUCUUUUGGAUGGUUGUAUAGAUGUACUCAAGAUCGCGAAUUGCUGCUGGAGGAUGAUCUCGAUAAGAACGCGCUCCCAGCUCUUGAUGCAUUUGGCAAUUUGUUUGAGCGGCCAGCUGCACCCCCAAAACGAGGUCCAGUCGCGCGAAUGAGCAAAAUAGCCUUCUUGGAAGAGGUUUCGCAGGAACAACUUGACUCGUACAGCCAGGAGCAGAUUAAUAGAAUCCUUGAACAAAGAUCUCAUGUCCUAGACACCGCAAGAUCCGAGACGACUCACCCAAACUCAUCUGCCGAACUCUUUGUUACCCCACCUCAAAGUCGCUUUUCCAGAUAUCUACCCACUCGCGUGAUUGUUAAAGCUGGACAGAAACCAUGGAUCCCGAUACGAGGUGGAGAAUGUCAAUUCAAAUGUUGUCACAGAUGUCGACCAAACUUGGGAGAAGGUUCGAUGUUAAGUCUGAAUGGUGUUGUGAACGGUGACGCUCCAUUGUCUGCCAUCACUGGGUUUGGCUUUCAUCUUCAAAAGUAUAGACCAGUUGCUAAGAAGGAGAUUGUGGCGAAUUUAGGGCUAAGGGAGAACCCGAAACCUCGUGUUCUCGACCCUGAAGCCCAAUCCUCGCCUACCGCCUCGACAUCCUCCUGGGGCUCAAACUACAUCCUCUCAACCCAAACCACCACCCCGGGCCUCGGAAUCUCCGGCGCUAUAGAAGAGACCCCCCAAGACCCCAGUAUCCCCGCAUCACACGACAACCCGAACAUCACCUCCUACGGUAACGGCUCCGCCUACUCCCCCGCCAUCCAAAAAGCCUUCACGACCCUCUUCCCACCACGCACCGACUCCGAACCCUCGCUCAUCAUGCGCGUCCGACGCUCUUCUGAGCGGCCACUCCCUGCCCUCCCCAGUCUCGCGACAGACAUCCCGCUCCCUGAGAUGACAGAAAUAGAGUUAGAGGAAGCCCGCAGACCGCUCACGCCGAUGGAAAUGGAUGAGGCGGCGCACGGGUGGUUUGGGAGUAAACCGCUCGAGGUGCGCGAUGGGGUUGCGGUUACGGAGGAGGGUGUUGAGGGACAUUUCGCGGAUUUGAGGGUUGAAGGGGUUGUGAGCCAGGUAUGA